AUGGAUGAAAAAGAGAAGUUGUUGAAAGUGCUCAAGGAGCACAAGACAGCUAUUGGGUGGUCUAUUUCUGAUUUGAAGGGCAUCAACCAUUCUUUCUGUACUCACAAGAUGCUAAUGGAAGACAAUGUUAAACAUGUGAGACAAUCUCAGAGAAGACUAAACCCCACAAAGAAGGAAAUCCAUCAGUGGUAUGAAGAACAAUGUUCUAAAUCUGGGAAUUGGGGCCGCAUACACGGAAAUCGAGUGGGAGUGGUGGGGUGUGUUUUGUGGUGGUGGAAUGAGCUCUGGUACGUUGUUCCUCUCAGAGUCAAGUGUUCAGCUUCUGGCACCAAGUUGCCACGAGGCCACAUGGGCUUUCCUUUCGUUGGAGAAAUGAUUAGCUUCCUGUGGUACUUCAAAUUUCUUGGACGCCCAGAUGACUUUAUCAAUGCUAAGCGACGCAAAUAUGGCGAUGGAGUAGGCAUGUUCAGAACGCACCUCUUUGGGUCACCAACCAUGAUAGUAUACACACCACCACUUAACAAAUUUGUGCUCCAUUCAGAGGACAAGUUCAAACAAGAAUGGCCUACUGUUGAACUCAUGGGUACUGCUUCCAUGUUGGCAGUCCAUGGGAAGGCCCAUGCUCGGGUCCGCAGCUUUGUCACCAAUUCCAUAAACCGGCCUGACUCUCUACGCCGCAUCGCUCUUCUUGUCCAACCUCGCAUUGUCAAUGCUCUUCAAUCCUGGGCAAAAAUGGGAAAAAUCAAUGCCAGAGUUGAAACCCAUCAGCUGGGAAUUCAGAACAUUGGGAAAUUAUUUGCGAGCAUGGAGCCAGGUCCUCUUCUGCAUUCCUUGGAUAAGCUCAUUCAUGGCAUGCUUCCGGGAUUGAGAGCCUACCCACUCAAUUUUCCUGGUUUUGCUUAUCAUCAUGCUUUCCAGUGUAGAAAGAAGAUUGAGGACAUUUUCUGGAUGGAGUUAGGUAAGAGAAAGAACGAGACUGAGGGGGAAAUAAUUGAUCUAAUGGACGGUUUGAUGCGUAUUGAAGAUGAUGAAGGUCACAGAUUGAGUGACAUAGAAGUGGUACACAACAUUGUUUCUCUAAUGAUUGGUGGAUAUGUCUCUACGGCCCUUGUAUCGAUGUGGGCUAUUUACCUUCUUGCUAAGUAUCCAACAGUGCUCAGAAAGCUAAGGGAAGAGAACACAGCUUUCAAAAAGGGAAGUCCGGGGGAUUUUAUUACCGCUGAAGAUGUUUCAAAUUUAACAUACACAAACAAGGUCGUUGAAGAAACAAUAAGAAUGGCCAAUGUUGCAUCAUUUGUUUUCAGAAAAGUUGAGAAAGAAAUCAAUUAUAAAGGUUACAAGAUUCCGAAGGGAUGGAAAGUAAUUUGCUUUCUUCGGUACUUUCAAACGAACCCAGAGAACUUUAAGGACCCCAUGUAUUUUAACCCUGAUAGAUGGAACGAGCCGGCAAAGCCUGGAACUUAUCAAGUCUUCGGCGCUGGACAAAGACUAUGCCCCGGAAACACGCUUGCUAGAAUUCAACUUGCACUUCUGCUUCAUCAUUUAUCCAUAGGAUACAAGUGGGAACUCCUUAACCCAAAUGCAGAUAUGAUAUAUCUUUCACAUCCAGCACCAGUAGAUGGGGUUGAAGUUAAGUUCAGCAAAUUGUGA
This is a messenger RNA of Gastrolobium bilobum, 1650 nucleotides long. Its product is annotated as ent-kaurenoic acid oxidase 2-like. Lineage: Eukaryota; Viridiplantae; Streptophyta; Magnoliopsida; Fabales; Fabaceae. The coding region runs from base 1 to 1650 and encodes 549 amino acids. Gene Ontology annotation, biological process: brassinosteroid biosynthetic process; sterol metabolic process; multicellular organism development. The transcript has 10 exons. The record is from RefSeq and is a predicted model, not a curated record. Gene Ontology annotation, molecular function: monooxygenase activity; heme binding; iron ion binding.